AUGGCUAGAGUCGGUGCUCUUGUCCUGGCUGAAGACAGCCAUAGAGAUCGGCAGAGGCUUAAGUAUGAAGUCAAAGCGCCCAGGAAAGGCCUGGAGGAAGAGGCCCGAGAAAGAGCCCUCCCUCUCUCCCCUGUCCCUCCAUCCACCCAGCGCCGGCAUCUGGAGACCCCAUGGCCCGGGCUCAUGGGGGCUGCUGCCCCUGGCUGGUCCUUCUCUGUGUACCUUCCAGUUACCGUGGUCAACACCACAGUGUCCCUCGCAGCUCUCCGCCAGCAGAUGCAGAUCCAGAAUCUCUCCGCCUACAUCAUCCCAGACACGGAUGCUCACAUGAAUGAGUACAUCAGCCAACGUGAUGAGAGGCGUGCGUGGAUUACAGGCUUUACAGGGUCUGCAGGAACAGCAGUGGUGACCAUGAAGAAAGCAGCCGUAUGGACCGACAGUCGCUACUGGACUCAGGCUGAGCGGCAGAUGGACUGUAACUGGGAGCUCCAUAAGGAAGUUGGCACCACUCCUAUUGUCACCUGGCUCCUCACCGAGAUCCCCGCUGGAGGGCGUGUGGGUUUUGACCCCUUCCUCUUAUCCAUUGACACCUGGGAGAGUUAUGAUCUGGCCCUCCAAGGCUCUAACAGACAUCUGGUGUCCAUCAUAACCAACCUUGUGGACCUGGUGUGGGGAUCAGAGAGGCCACCGGUUCCAAACCAACCCAUUUAUGCCCUGCAGGAGGCAUUCACAGGGAGCACUUGGCAAGAGAAAGUAUCUGGCGUCCGAAGCCAGAUGCAGAAGCAUCAGAAGGCCCCAACUGCCGUCCUUCUGUCGGCCCUCGAGGAGACGGCCUGGCUCUUCAACCUUCGAGCCAGUGACAUCCCCUAUAACCCCUUCUUCUAUUCCUACGCGCUGCUCACAGACUCUUCUAUCAGGUUGUUUGCAAACAAGAGUCGCUUUAGCUCCGAAACCUUGACGUAUCUGAACUCCAGUUGCACAGGCCCCAUGUGUGUGCAAAUUGAGGAUUACAGCCAAGUUCGUGACAGCAUCCAGGCCUACGCCUUAGGAGAUGUGAGGAUCUGGAUUGGGACCAGCUAUACCACGUAUGGGAUCUAUGAAGUGAUACCCAAGGAGAAACUCGUGACAGACACCUACUCCCCAGUGAUGAUGACCAAGGCGGUGAAGAACAGCAAGGAGCAGGCCCUCCUCAAGGCCAGCCACGUGCGGGAUGCUGUGGCCGUGAUCCGGUACUUGGUCUGGCUGGAGAAGAACGUGCCCAAAGGCACGGUGGACGAAUUCUCAGGGGCAGAGCUCGUGGACAAGUUCCGAGGAGAAGAAGAGUUCUCCUCUGGACCCAGUUUCCAAACCAUCUCUGCCAGUGGCCUGAAUGCUGCCCUACCCCACUACAGCCCAACCAGGGAGCUGAACCGCAAGCUGUCCUCAGAUGAGAUGUACCUGCUGGACUCUGGGGGACAGUACUGGGACGGGACCACAGACAUCACCAGAACGGUCCACUGGGGCACCCCCUCCGCCUUCCAGAAGGAGGCGUACACCCGUGUGCUGAUAGGAAACAUUGACCUGUCCAGGCUCAUCUUUCCUGCUGCUACAUCAGGGCGAAUGGUGGAGGCCUUUGCCCGCAGAGCCUUGUGGGAUGUUGGGCUCAAUUAUGGUCAUGGGACAGGCCAUGGCAUUGGCAACUUCCUGUGUGUGCAUGAGUGGCCAGUGGGAUUCCAGUCCAACAACAUCGCCAUGGCCAAGGGCAUGUUCACUUCCAUUGAACCUGGUUACUAUAAGGAUGGAGAAUUUGGGAUCCGUCUUGAAGACGUGGCUCUCGUGGUAGAAGCAAAGACCAAGUACCCAGGGAGCUACCUGACCUUUGAGGUGGUAUCAUUUGUGCCCUAUGACCGGAACCUCAUCGAUGUCAGCCUGCUGUCUCCCGAGCAUCUCCAGUACCUGAAUCGCUACUACCAGACCAUCCGGGAGAAGGUGGGCCCAGAGCUGCAGAAGCGCCAACUGCUGGAGGAGUUCCAGUGGCUGCAGCAGCACACAGAGCCCCUGUCCGCCGGGGCCCUGGACCCCGCCUCCUGGGCCUCUGUGUUAGCGGUCUCCACUCUUGCCAUCCUCGGCUGGAGUGUCUAGAGGCUCCAGAAGACUUCCCUGUUAACCCUCCAUCUAGACGCGUGUCUCCCUUGCUUGGCUCCCCUCACCCUGCACCGAACAUACUCCAAGAGCCCCUGAUGGCCCAUUGCCUGGAAACCACUGCAUUCAGCCUCCUUCUCCAAGACCAGGCCCCAGGAGCACAGAGCUUCUUGGCCCCAGGUGGCACCUCCCUGCCCCCGGGGUUGUAUACUGCACCCUGGGCUCCUAACCCCAGGCCCUGGGAUAGGAGGGCCAGCUAGACUCUUCUUUCCUGGGAUCUCAGUAGGCCUAACCUAUAACCUAGUACAAACUGCUACAGCUGCUCCCCUCCCGCCAAACAAAAGCCCAAGAGAGCAAUGCCCCUACCACCCAGGGGUGCCAUGGUCCCAGGAGAGCCCAAACCUAUCACCACCUGUUGGGCAUCGCCACAGCUGUUUCCACUCAGCCAGAGCACGAACCAACAACCCCCGACAUGUGAACCCAUGAUUCCUAAACCCUGGGUGGGCUCUAUGCCAAGUAACGGCAAAGGGAGUUAAGCCAUAGGAAUUUGGCUGUGGGGCAGGAGGGAAUGCGGUGAGGCACUCUGGAAUAUGACCCUACCAGAGGCUGGAGAAUAAACUUGGGCAGCCGGACCACGUCACUAUUCUAGACCUCCCUGGCAUUCGGGGAGCCCUUUGAACAUUCCAACACGCAGCCACAGCUACGAUGCUGUUAAAUCCUCCCGCAUCAUUGGAUGGCCCUUCACCUUGUGUAAACAGUGUCUGGUUUCUCCAUUUUACAGACAGGAACACUAAGCUUCAGACAGGGGGUGGGCCGUGCCCAAGGGCACGCAUUUGAUUGGGAGCUGAUGGAGCCAGAUGAGCCGGCACUCCAGCUCUUUCACCCUUCAGCACCAUCCACAGUCCCUGAGCCCACCUCCCAGCCCUCUCCUCAUACGCUGAGCCCACUCUGGUGAGAAGAAUUUGCUCCAGCCAAAUUGGCCGUUAACCACCUGGGUUCACAUCCUGCUAAGACGUUUAAAACACCCUAGCAAAGACACUCGCCUCUGAGUUUUGCAUUGUGUCUGCUGUGUUGCCAGAGACUGCUGUCACCUGUGGCUUUUGUGGUAGGGGAGGAGGAAGAGAAGGGGAGGUGAGGGGUGGGGACUUGAGGCUCCUAGAAGCUCAGCGGGGGAGCACGUGGGCUUGAGAACGUGUGGGUGAGCAUGUAUAUGAGUAUGUGUGCCCAUGUGCGCAGACGCACGUGCAUGCCACGCCCAACCAGCUAACCUCCAGCCAGUGCUAAGGAUAUUGCAACCUUGUAGAGGAGACAGAAAGAAACCCUACACUGGGAAACUUGUCAAAUGUUGCCCAGAAAAGUUGGAGCUAGCACCUUUGCCAAGCAGAGCACAGUUGGUGGAAGGAAAGGACCAAGGCUCUGGGUGCACGGUGCUGGGCAAAGGUACCAGGCAGAGAAAUCCCCUGGCCUGGGACCAUCAGGCCUAGUCUGCUGAGUGUGAGGGUGACCUGUAAUGGUUACCACCACCAGUACUGGCAUCCAGAGGCCCCAGCCCUCACCCAGGCUUACUGAGAACACAAAGAUGGGCCUCUGUUUGCUGAGUCAUUUGUUCCCUCACCUGCUCACCUCACAAAAACAGCUACUACUAAUAAAAUUACAGUCCCCAUCACCA
Cebus imitator (Panamanian white-faced capuchin) is the source of this 3790-nucleotide messenger RNA. RefSeq names its product X-prolyl aminopeptidase 2 (gene XPNPEP2). Lineage: Eukaryota; Metazoa; Chordata; Mammalia; Primates; Cebidae. The record is from RefSeq and is a predicted model, not a curated record. Gene Ontology annotation, molecular function: metalloaminopeptidase activity. The transcript has 21 exons. The coding region runs from base 1 to 2121 and encodes 706 amino acids.